AUGAUUCCGGAGUCUGUGAAAAUUAUAUACGUAAACAAUAAGUUCAUAGAUGAAGUUUACGCCAACAUUAGACGGUAUUCGAGAAACGGUCCAUACUACUUCAACCUUUGGGGGAGCAUCAAACAAACUUGGACUAACAAUAUAUCUGUGCAUAUAGUGAUGACGGAGUUCCUCCACAACGAGUACCGACGGUCGUUUAUCGAAUUCAACUACAAAUUUUGCGAUUUGAUCAACAAGGAACCCAUGAUUGGCAAAAUGCUUGCCCUGAAGGGCGUGGUGUGUCCUGCACCUAAGGGUGAAUAUCGCCUGAUGAACAUGACGGUCCAAUCCCAACACUUCCCCAACCGCUGGCCGUUCGAGAAAGGCGGGGCUGAUGUCAACGUCACAACUACACAUACCAAGGAAAUUGUUGCAUUUGGCUACGUACACUUGAAGUUUAAACAAGAUAACAAGAAAAAUUAA
Molecule: messenger RNA, 462 nt
Organism: Plodia interpunctella (Indianmeal moth)
Lineage: Eukaryota; Metazoa; Arthropoda; Insecta; Lepidoptera; Pyralidae
Exons: 3
Coding region: 1-462 (153 amino acids)
Source: RefSeq, a predicted model, not a curated record